AUGGGCGCGACGGGUGGUGGAAUGGGCCAGGGAGCUGCACCUGCACGUUUUUUGGGGUCUGGCGGGCCAUACCAGCGGGCUGUUGGGGGUGGCGGACAGCAGCUGUCACCGACAGCCUCGCAUACAGUGGCUGGCCUCCGCUGUUUUGGCUGUGGAGAGGUUGGCCAUCGACAGGCGGUUUAUCCGAAGAAUACCGCCACGCGAGCAUUGUUUACGGAGGAGGCCUUGGAUGUUGUCACCGGCGAAGGUUAUGGGGGACCACCGGUGUAUGAUGUCGAACCAGGGGAGGUUGAGGAGUAUGUGGGCAGAGAUGUGGAUACGACUUUGAAUUUAUAA
Striga asiatica is the source of this 336-nucleotide messenger RNA. The record is from the annotation of a GenBank genome assembly. Lineage: Eukaryota; Viridiplantae; Streptophyta; Magnoliopsida; Lamiales; Orobanchaceae.